AAAGAAGUUGUACCAGAUCAUAAAUGCUUCCUAAAUUGGAAAAAAAUCGUCCACUAGUAUGGAAGCUGAUGGUGUGGUUGAAGGCUUUUUAAAAAGUCAGGAAAUGCAUGGACUUAAGUUUAAUCAAAUUAUUGAGGCUAUUAAUGGAGGAAUUAUGUUUGAAAUCUAAAGUUGCAUGUUGAGACUAAUUAUGAAUGCGGAAUAUAUGUUGGAAAAUAAAGACAACAAUAUUUGUGAACAAAUUAAUUCGAUAAUUAACAAACACGUUGCUAGCAAAAGAAUUAAUUUUUCUAGCCGAGGGAACUAUAAUACACGUGUUGAAGCUGCUGUUGUUUCAUUUAAUAGCAAACAAUUUUUACGAAAGCUUCACAAAAAAAUGACAAAUAAUAUCAGUCCAGAAACCCGCAUAAUUAAAAAAUCUCGUACGGAAAACGGAUCAGAUGAGGACUACGGUUUGGCAGAGCCUCUAGUCGAAGAAUUGUCACUAGAAAUGUUUGAAAAAAAAAAAUCAAUUACUUGUUUCAUUAAAAAACUCAAAUCUGGAUGAAAUUGAAUUGGAAACUCGUGGACAAGCCGAUAGUGACGCACGGUACAGAUAACGUAGAUUACGUCUUACGGUUUUUCGGUUUGGUCAGAUUUGUAAAAUGCGUAGAACUAUAAGUUGUAAGAACACAAUGUAUAAUAUAUUAUAUAUAUCUGAAGCUCAAUAAAAAUCAUUAAAACAUGGUCGUGACAUGGAGGAUAUAGCUCUAUAAGAAGUUCAAAAAAUUAUUGGUGAACAAAUUCAGGCCAGCGGUUUAAUAGUAGAUCCGAUAAUUUCAUUUCUAGCUGCUAAUCCAGGUAUAAUAUUCUUAAAUUUUAGUUUAUAUAGUAUGAAUAAAAUAUAUUAUACAAUAUAUUUAAUUGUUUCAACAUAUUAUUUUUUGAUGGCUUAGUUGGAAGUAAUACAGUCGUAGAAAUAAAAUGCCCGUUUGCAUCACAAAAUACUAUUAGUGCACUUGACGCAGUAAAAAAAAAACUAGUUAGAAUGAGAAUUAAAAAAUUUUAAUUAGAUUAUAAAAAUAAUUUGAUACG
Messenger RNA from Sipha flava (yellow sugarcane aphid), 1074 nucleotides. RefSeq lists its product as uncharacterized. NCBI's taxonomy places the organism in Eukaryota, Metazoa, Arthropoda, Insecta, Hemiptera, Aphididae. The transcript is spliced from 3 exons. The record is from RefSeq and is a predicted model, not a curated record. Bases 176 to 547 code for a protein of 123 amino acids.